AAGCAGUCGCAGAGCAAGAUGAACGAAGACCCCACCCAGCUCCUGGACCAGGCGACGAUACUCAUCCAGACCGGCCAGGCCGAUGCCGCUCUACAAUUAGCGCAGCAAGCGCUCGACAGCUCGCCCGCGGGGUCCCCCUCAUACCUGUCGGCCUUGAUCGCCGUCGCAGAGAUCUACGUCGAACUCGGAGAUAUCGACACCGCCAGAGCUCAUUUCCUGCGCGCAGUCGAAGCCGAUCCCAACGGAACGAUACCGGAGUCUCAGGGCGGAGGCGCGGAGAAGUUCUUGUGGCUGGCCCAGUUGAGCGAGGAAGGCGGAAAGGAUAGUGUCCAGUGGUUCGAGAAGGGUGUCUCCUCGCUCCGACAUGCGAUCCAGCAAUUAGAACAGAACCCCGGCCCUAAGGAGGCGGCCGAGUUGCUGGAGAAGAAGCGCAAGAUGGCCAAUGCCCUAUGCGCCGUGGCGGAGAUCUACAUGACCGAUCUUUCGUAA
Molecule: messenger RNA, 489 nt
Organism: Aspergillus fijiensis CBS 313.89
Lineage: Eukaryota; Fungi; Ascomycota; Eurotiomycetes; Eurotiales; Aspergillaceae
Exons: 1
Molecular function (GO): protein binding
Source: RefSeq, a predicted model, not a curated record